CCAAAAAAGUAAUGAGCCUGCUUAGCAUAUAACACGGCGCUCUCCGAGGUUUGUGAAUCCGAAAAAGUUAUUACAAUCAUGUAUUUUGAGAAUAGUUUAAUGGCGGCAUCAGUGGCAAUGGACGUCAAAGGAAGCGACAGAACCUCGGACAAACUUAAAUACUCAAAAAAUUGUUUCUAUUAGAGCCUAGAUUGGAUUAGAUUGUUUAGAUGUAGUUGCAUACCUGCUGCUUCUUCAGUUUCACCAGCUUCUAAUGCCUGCGCGUGAAUAUGGAGGCGAUGGUGACAUCUUUGCUAUUAAUAGUUCUCCUCGCAAAUUUAGCGUUUGGUCCCAAGCCGGCAGCCGCUAGAGGAGGAGACCGGAGUCUGCUCACAUCCACGUUGUCAGGUUCUAAUCUAAAGAGGGUGUGGCAUACAAAAGCUUCCGUUGGACAGUCAUUGUUUGGUAAUGUGACAAGCAAUCGUAAAAAGGAUUUAGAAUUGGGUUAUCAUUAUAUGAGUAAUUCAGAACUUGAAAGAGCCAUGAAGAAAUUUGGAAGCAAAUGUGGGAAAAUUUCCAAACUUUACAGCAUUGGGAAGAGUGUCAGAGGCAUUCCAUUGUGGGUGCUUGAAAUUUCUGAUAAGCCUGGUCAGGAGGAACCGGAACCAGCAUUUAAGUUUGUGGGAAACAUGCAUGGUGAUGAACCUGUGGGCCGGGAAUUGCUCUUAUAUCUUGCAGAUUGGUUGUGCAAGAAUUAUUUGAAGGAUCCUUUGGCAACCCUCAUUGUUGAAAAUGUUCAUCUUCAUCUGCUUCCAUCCAUGAAUCCUGAUGGCUAUGCUCUUUCACAGCGGGGCAAUGCAAACAAGAUUGAUUUAAAUCGAGACUUUCCAGAUCAAUUCUUUUCUCAGAAUAAUGAUGAGAAUUUACGUCAGCCAGAAACAAAAGCAAUUAUGAACUGGACAAAGGACAAACGGUUUACUGCUUCUGCUAGUUUACAUGGGGGUGCACUUGUUGCAAAUUAUCCUUGGGAUGGCACUAGUGAUGGCAGGGAAAAAUAUUCUAAAUGUCCAGAUGAUGAAACUUUUCGUUACAUGGCAGCUAUUUAUAGUCAUCAUCAUUAUAACAUGUCAAAAUCUAAUGAGUUCAGUGGGGGGAUUACAAAUGGAGCACAAUGGUAUCCACUAUAUGGAGGAAUGCAAGACUGGAACUAUAUACAUGGAGGAUGCUUUGAUUUGACAUUAGAGAUCAGUGAUACGAAAUGGCCUCCUGCAAAAGAGAUUCCUUUACUUUGGGAGCAUAAUCGAAUGAGCAUGUUGCAGCUUGUAGCAAGCCUUGUAAAGUCGGGACUACAUGGAAAAGUAAUAUCCUCAUACUUAGGACAACCAUUACCUGCAACCAUUCAGAUUGGUGGAAUAAACCAUACUGUUAAAGCUGGGCAUCUCUUUGGUGAUUUUCACCGGAUGCUUUCUCCAGGUCGCAACUAUGAAGUGACUGCCAGUUUAUCAGGUUACUCUUCCAGGAGUACUCAUAUCCUGCUGCAAAAUGAAAAAGCUUCGUAUGUUGAUUUUAUCUUAGAUCCAGCAGAUCAAAAAGUGAUAUCAAAAUCUGGGUGGGGAAUUUUUUUUCAGAGAAAAUAUCUUAGAUCCAGUGUGGAUGGUGAAAUUUUAUUUCAUCCUUCAGAACUAACAAUUUUGCUCUUCUUGAUCAUAGUUGUCUCAGUCUUCUUGUAUGUUAUACUUAGGUGGAGGGUACGGUCCAAGAUUCCAAGACAAAGGCAAAGAUGGUAAAUGGGUGAUAAAUAUUUGUACUUGUUGCUUAAUAUUUUAUAUGAAUUCAUACCAAGAAAAAUGAAAAAUUAAAAAAAAGCAUUUAUAUUUUGAAUUUC
This is a messenger RNA of Cryptomeria japonica (Japanese cedar), 1864 nucleotides long. RefSeq names its product carboxypeptidase SOL1. The record is from RefSeq and is a predicted model, not a curated record. The transcript is spliced from 15 exons. NCBI's taxonomy places the organism in Eukaryota, Viridiplantae, Streptophyta, Pinopsida, Cupressales, Cupressaceae. Gene Ontology annotation, biological process: proteolysis. Gene Ontology annotation, molecular function: metallocarboxypeptidase activity; zinc ion binding. Bases 270 to 1766 code for a protein of 498 amino acids.